AUGUCUGCCAUUUCUGAGGAAAGGGGAAGAGAAUGUGGCGGAAGUGAUGAUGUGCCAGCUCCAUCUCUAGGCCGCAAGAUCAUGGUCCUUUCUAAAUCUUCUCUUCAAUUCCUGCUGUGUGGGAAGAAUAAGGCUGCUGGGAAGCAAGAGAACAUGUGGAACAGACCCCACUUGUCCCAGCUGGGGCUGUCCAAGGGCAGCAUAGUGCUAGUGUCCCCCAAAUAUUUGUCGGAAGACGUGGAGAUGCUGGAAGACGUGGAGUUGCUGGAAGACGAGCAGAUGCUGGAAGCCCUGGAGAUGCUGGAAGCCCUGGAGAUGCAGGAAGACGUGGAUUUUCUGGAAGACACAAAUUUGUUGGAAGACGUGGGUAGGCCGGAAGACAUGAAUUUGAUGGAAGACACAGCCUUGUUGGAAGACGUGGAUUUGCUGGAAGACAUCGAUUUUCUGGAAGACGUCGAUUUUCUGGAAGACCUGGAGGUCAUUGGAAGACGUGGAUUUCCUGGAAGACAUGGAUUUUCAGGAAGACCCGAGUUGUCUGGAAGACCUGGAUUGUUUGGAAGACGUAGAUUGGCUGGAAGACCUGGAGGUUCCUGGAAGACAUGGAUUUUUUUCCGGAAGACGUGGAUCUCUAGGAAGACAUAUAUUUGUUGGAAGACCUGGAUCUAGUGGAAGACAUAAAUUUUCUGGAAGACGUGGCUUUAUUAGAAGACCUGGAUUUAUUUAGUGGAAGACAUAAAUUUUGUUUGGAAGACGUCGAUUGACUAGAAGACUGGAUUUGGUGGAAGACAUGGAUUGGUUGGAAGAUCUGGACUUUUCUGGAAGAUAUGGAUUUGGUGGAAGACGUAUAUUUUUCUGGAAGACAUGGAGUGAGUGGAAGACCUGGAUUUCUUUCUGGAAGACAUCAAUUGACUGGAAGACCUGGAUUUUCCGGAAGACAUAAGUCAGCUGGAAGACUUGGAUUGAUUGGAAGACUUGGAUUUGGUGGAAGACAGUUUUUUUCUGGAAGACAUGGAUUGGCUGGAAGACCUUGAAAUUGCUGGAAGAUGUGGAUUGUCUGGAAGACCUUGAAACCAUUGGAAGACAUGGAUUUUCUGGAAGACGUGGAUUUUCCUGGAAGACGUGGAUUUUCCUGGAAGAUAUGGGUUUUAUGGAAGACCUAUAAUUACUGGAAGACGUGGAUUAUCUGGAAGACAUGGAUUAUCUGGAAGACCUUGAUGUUGUUGGAAGACUUAGAAUUUGUUGGAAGACUUGGAGUUGCUGGAAGACCUGGAGUUGUUGGAAGACCUUGACACUGGCACCAUUGGAAACCCUGGACAUUGGAGACAUUGGAAGCACAGGAUAUUGGAGACAUUGGAAACCUUAGAUUUUGUGGACAUUGGUUAUUCUGGACGUUGGAGACUUUGGAGACCCUAAAUGUUUGGAAUUCAUGGGUAUUGGAAGCCCUGAAUACUUAGAGGCAUUGUAAGUCCUGCACCUUGGAAGCCCUAAACAUUGGAAGAUAUAGACAAUGGAAGAUCUAGACAUUUAGAAAUCCUAAAAUUGGAAGCCCUGGGUAUCGGGAGAUAUUUGGGAAACCUGGAUAUUGACACAUUCAUGUUAAGACACAGAAUUUGGAAGCUAUAAUUUUCAUGAUGCUGGAAGUCAAGGACGUUGGCAGCCCUAGACAUUAAGAGACUUGGACAGUAAGAUGUCAGGAUGUCAAAAGACCAAGUCAUCCAGACAUUGGGGAUGUUGGAACACCUAACCAUUGGAAAACCUGGUUCUUAAGAGAUAUUGAAAGACUUGGGCAGUGGAAGAACUGGUGAUAAUGAGACAUUGUAAAAUCAGAAUUUAGGAGACACUAAAAAUUGUAGGAACCAAAUGAUGUGAGAGCUAGAAGAUAUUAGAAGAGCUGCACUAGGACACAAUAAAACGUGGACUCUAGAAGACGUGCAUAUAUGGGACACUGGAGGAUUGGGAACAUAGAGAAAUUGGAACUUAGAACUCUGGACCCUGAGACAAGACCUGGAACUUGAUGAUUGAUUAUUGGAGAAAGUAGAAGACCUAGAGUUUUAAUGUCCCCAAUGAUGAGGAGAUUAGAAAACCCUGGCAUUGGAGAUGCUUCAGGCCAGAGAGUGGAAGAUGUGGGCAUUGUAACAUUUAGAAGAUCUGGCAAUUGGAGAUGUUGGAAGCUGUGAAGCUCAGAAAACCUGAUGUUAGAGAUACUAACGAAUCAAAAGGCCUAAUCUUAGAGAUACUAGAAGGUCAUGUUGAAAGAUAUUGGCAAGGUUGAAAGACUUUCACAUAUGGACCUGAUGUGACAUUUAAAGACAUAUGAUAAGGCUACUCUAGUAGUCUUUAUAACUAUGGCAUCUCUCACUAAAAAGCAAAACACAGAGAAAGGACAUCUUAGGAAGAUGACAAAGAGGAAGCAGGGAAAUUCAAGCGAAAGCAAGUAGUUUGAAUGGGUUGGAACCUAUUUUCAUAGUCCCAGUGAACUAGCCUUGUAUUGUUUGACAGGAUGUGAAUGAGGAAUUAUCAAAGAUGAAGGAAUAUCCAGCUUGGAGAACUACUUGACUUUAAAUAGGAGUCAGCCAGCCAACGUUUUCUGUAAAUAGUUAAGAUUUUGCGGGCCAUAUGGUUUCUAUCGCAACUACUCAAUUCUAUCAUUAUAAUGUAGCCAUAGGCGAUACAUAAAUGAGUGGGCAUGGUUGUGUUGCAAUAAAACUUUUAUUUAAAAAAAGUUGGGCCAGUUUUGACCCAAAGGCCUUAGUUUGCCAGUUCCUGCUCUAGAUGCCAAAUCUAGGGUAUAGUAAGUAUAUUAAGUACAUCCCAGGCUAGCAUUCACAUGCAAAAGAGUGUGUAGAGCAAUUUGAAGCCCGGUGGUAAAUAAAGAUACCAUGUAUGUGAUGAUGCUCAGGAGAGGCGGCUAGCAAGAACCUGAGAAUGGAGUUUAGAUCUCCACUUAAUUAUUCCAGGGGCACAACAAGAAUAUUUGUAUUUAGAGCCAAAAUUGAAUGGGUAGCAUUCAGGACCCCAGGCAAACGGGGCUGGGGUUCAGUGAGGAUACCCUAACUCGAUAGGCUGGAAGCUUAAAAAGAAUAUUAAAGAAGAAAGUCACUUUUACACACCGGGGUUAUCCUUCCAGGACUAAGCACCGUUCAUCCAAAGAGAGGGAGUCCCCAGCCCAGGGCAGAGAAUAAGUGGCAAAGCCUUCACUCUGUGUCCCAUAUUCUUCUCAUUAGGACACUCAUCAUGCCACCGCCAAUUAAUCAAGAGCCAAGUCUAGGUGUUCGUAAUAAUGGAGGAGAAGAGGAAGGAGACUACAGCUUUGAAGUCUCAUCUCAGGCACUCUGGCUUCAGGUAAUAAGUCUGAUUUCUGCUCUUACCCACCAGAGCUUAAGCAACAAACGUAAGAGAUCAGGGUUGAGUUGUAAGCUGAAGAUCUUUAGUACUUAGGCAGAGCUGAGGAAGACACGGGUGAUCACAUACACUGUAGGAAGGAGAACACCGGCCGGCAAAACUGGUUACAAUACGCUGGGACCGGGUCAUGAUUUAAAGGUUAAGUAGUGGAAUAUAGAGACAAUGGGCAGCCACUGAAGAUUUUUGGACAAGGAAGUACCAGCAUCCGAAUUGUACACGUGGAAAAUUUGUCAAGCAGCCAAGUGCCGAAGACUACCAGACAUAAUAUACUAGAACAUCAAAGACUCCCAGGUUCAAACACUAAAAGAGUUGGGAUGUGAGUUAUGAAGCCACUAUAAUCAUCCAGGCUAAGUGGUAAUGGGGGCUUGAACUGAGGCAGUGACAGCUCUGUUACCCAACAGAUCCAGCAUUUGGAUGAUGAUGAAUACUCAGCAUUCUGGAAAGCAUGAUUGAUGCUAAGUUUCUUGAAUGCCAUCACAGAAUGCAUGAAAUAGCAAAGAUGUUCAGAAGCGAGUUAUGCGGAAUUGUCCUCCCCUCGUAAGAGUACUUAGAUAUCCAAUUUUCUCUCAAAGGCAGAGCUAAUAAUUUGGUGGUUUAAGCAAAGUAGGUCCUAUAGAGCUUUAUUGUUAGCUCCUAUUAACACAGAGUGACUUAAUUAUCUUAAAAGUGGAACCAAGUGGAUGGAUUAUUUUCUAGAGAAUAGGAAUAUAUCCA
Messenger RNA from Lynx canadensis (Canada lynx), 4116 nucleotides. It is a transcript of the gene CDR1, whose product is annotated as cerebellar degeneration related protein 1. The transcript is spliced from 4 exons. The record is from RefSeq and is a predicted model, not a curated record. Bases 1 to 666 code for a protein of 221 amino acids. Lineage: Eukaryota; Metazoa; Chordata; Mammalia; Carnivora; Felidae.